AUGGGCCUCAAGAGGCCAGGGGCCGUAACAGCUCUGAAGCUGGCUUACCUGGGCUGGGCCUACCAGGGCUUCGCUGUUCAGGACAACACGGACAACACGGUGGAGGCCAGGCUGUUUGAAGCGCUGCUGAAGACACGACUGAUUCAGGACCGACAGAGCUCCAACUAUCACCGCUGUGGUCGAACUGAUAAAGGAGUCAGUGCUUUUUCUCAAGUUAUAACCAUUGACCUGCGCUCCUCCCAGUUUUGUGGAGGACUUGGCGUAACCCUCCCUGAAAAUCUCGAUCUCGGCACCAAAUCAAAAGCUUCCACCUCUGAGCUUCCAUACGUGAAGAUGCUGAAUAGAGUUUUGCCGCAGGACAUUCGGAUCUUGGACUGGGCAGCCGCAGAGCAAGGUUUCAGUGCGCGUUUCGACUGCCAGUCCCGCACGUACCGCUACUACUUCCCCCGAGGGUCGUUGGAUGUAGAGCUGAUGGGAAAUGCUGCAAAACGAUACGAAGGAACGCAUGACUUUCGCAACCUGUGCAAAAUGGACGUGGGGAACGGGGUCCUGCAGUUUGAGAGGACCAUCUUGUCUGCCUCAGUCAGGCCUUUGCAGCCCCAGCAGGUUUCCAGCACAGAGCAAUAUGAUCUGUUUGUGUUUGAGAUCAAAGGUUUAGCCUUCCUUUACCACCAGGUACGUUGCAUGAUGGCGGUGCUUCUUUUGAUAGGACAGAAGCUGGAAGCUCUGGAGAUAAUCAAUCAACUGCUGGAUGUUGAAAAAACCCCCAGAAAGCCUCAAUACAGCAUGGCAGUGGACUACCCUCUGGUUCUGUACGACUGCCACUUCGAUGGUUUAACCUGGCAGCAGGAGGCGGAGGAGGUUAGCCACGUCCUGUCGUCACUACAGCGACACUGGACGCAGAGCGCUGUCAAAGCCCAGGUUCUGCUCGGGAUGAUCCGGGGUUUGGAGGAGAGAGGUGAGGAGUUCUGUUGCUUGGUAUAA
Xiphophorus maculatus (southern platyfish) is the source of this 984-nucleotide messenger RNA. RefSeq names its product tRNA pseudouridine(38/39) synthase-like. The record is from RefSeq and is a predicted model, not a curated record. Bases 1 to 984 code for a protein of 327 amino acids. Gene Ontology annotation, biological process: tRNA pseudouridine synthesis; mRNA pseudouridine synthesis. Gene Ontology annotation, molecular function: pseudouridine synthase activity; RNA binding. NCBI's taxonomy places the organism in Eukaryota, Metazoa, Chordata, Actinopteri, Cyprinodontiformes, Poeciliidae. Gene Ontology annotation, cellular component: cytoplasm; nucleus. The transcript is spliced from 7 exons.